ACCAGGCACGUAGCGUGGGCAAGGAAGGUGCGCCGGUGCAGGGGACACGCUCACCUCUGUGUGACCUUCAGCAAGUUCCUCCCUCUCUGGGCCCCAGGCUCCGAGGGACAGAGCCCGGCCUGGGGGGAGCUGGGGGGCUGGGGUCGGGGUAGACCCCAGGAGUGCUGUGAAUCCCGGGAGGGCCGGGUCUCAGGGCACCCCUGGCCCACACUGCCCUGUCACCCGGCUCCCGGGCUGCCCCCCACUGCGAGGCAUCCGCUGACCCUCAGCCUUCCCUGCGGCCCACAGAGCCCCUUCCCCUAAGGAUGUUGCGCCUGGCAACAUCCUUUCCACCCCUGACGUGCCCUGGGCCCUUUUCUGGGGGGUAAACCGAGGAGGGGAGUGAGAUGUGCUCCACGAGGCCAUCCACAGGGCCAGGAAGACCUGAGGAAAUGAGAGGCCCUCUCCCCCUGUAGGAGGAGCUCGUCGCCCCCAGACACACCCUGGGGCCAGCAGGCAGUGGGUGCAGCCUGUGCCUGCCACCACCUGGUCGACACUCCAAGGGGUCCCAGGGAGACUGGGCACAAAGGGAGGGUCAGGCUGAGAGGGCAGCAGCAGCCAGGAGCCACCGGCCCUCCCUGGUGCAGAGGAAUGAGGGGAAGGGCCAGUCCCAGAGGCUGGCUGGAGCUGCUGUGAUGGGAGAAGGCUGGUGACGUGGAUGCAGCUGCCGCCAUGGUGGCCCAGGCGUCAGGUGCGGCAGAACAGGUGGCCUGACUGCUGAGCAUCUCAUCCUCAGGUCUUGGCCAGUGGAAGCCUUCAUAGGAUCCUUAUGGGACCCAGGACACAAACAGGGUGGAGAGGGGGCCUGGGUCUGGAUGGAAAAUAUCUGGCCCAGUGCUGAGCUCUUGUCACCUCCUCGUCCCGCAGAGGCUACUGACGCGGCAUUUCCAGGACUCCCUUGCAGCUAAAGUGCCACGGUGUGGUGGGGUUUUGAGUGAGGUCAUGAGGGUGAGGCCCGCAGCUCCGGCCCGUAUGCUGUGCUCCACACCUGUGCGCCCUGGCAGCCUCCCCAGAAGGUCCCCACCAGGCCCCCUCUCUGCAGCCCACAUUUCCUUCCUGCUGAUUGUGCCGUCUGAUCAAGGCCUGUCACCCCAGUGGGACUCAGCCACAGGGGUCAGCAUGGCUCCCACACAGAGCACAGUGGGGCCGAGAGAGGGGCCCUCAACCUGGGUCAAAGACAGGAGUGAGUGAAUCUGGGGAAUACGCUCUCCUUUCUCUGGCCUUGCCGCCCCUCUGAGGUGGUGGAGAAGUGGUCUGGGGCCCCGUCCUGGGGCGGCUGAGAAAUGGCCCCUGCCCCGGGCAGGCUCUGCCUUCCCGAAGCAGAAAGAAGGCCAAAGGGAGCGGGAGGGUGCAGCCGUUUGGGGGCUGGAGAUUGGGACCUGCCCCGCCCUGGGGCCCUGCAGCCAGGAAGCUACUGGUGUUGACUGUGGGCGGCCACCCCCCCACCCCAGCCAGCAGAACAAUAUAAAGCCGCCCAAGGUCUGCUCCCUGCUGCCCACCCACCACCAUGAAGGCUGUCCUCCUUGCCCUGCUAGCCGCUGUCUUGGCCCUGCAGCCAGGCACCGCCCUGCAGUGUUACUCCUGCCAGGCCGAGGUCAGCAACCAGCAAUGCCAGCACGUGCAGAACUGCAGCCACUCUGAGACCCAGUGCAGGACUGAGCGCAUCCGUGCUGCUGAUCUCCUGACCUUCAUCAGCAAGGGCUGCAGCUCGCACUGUGUGGAGGACUCAGAGAACUACUACGUGGGCGAGAAAAACGUCACAUGCUGCUCUACUGACCUGUGCAACGCCAGCGGGGCCCACGCCCUGCAGCCGGCCAUUGUCACCCUGACGCUGCUCACCGCUCUUGGUGUGCUGCUGUUCUGGGGCCCCAGGCAGCUGUAGGAUCCAGGAGGACCCUGUUGUGUCCCAUGCUGGGCAGUGGUGCCCAGGGGCCCGGGGGGCACUCCUCACACACACCCGAUCCAGUCAUGGCCCCUUCUGAACCCUAACUCAGGUUGGACGAUGCCCCUCUGCCCUUUCCAGCCCUCCCUGGCUCCCUCCAGGACUCCUGCCCAGCUGCCACCGCCCGGCAGGCUGCGCUCUGUGAUGUGGAACAGCGUGCAGAUGGCCCAUCAGACCCCCUCCCAAUAUUCCGACCCACCCCUUAACCUUCACUCAGGCACUUCUUCCUCCAGGAAGCCUUCCCUGCUUGCCCCCUCCACGAGCUGAGCCAGGUCCUGUCCGUGGUGUCCCCCGCACCCAGCAUGAAGCAGGCUCUCAGGAGGGCCCCAAAAAGGCUGAGAGGAAAUGUUCCGAGUAGAAUUAGGGUCAGAGGUGUGAGGUCCUGGGAGCCCCAAGAGAUGAAGCUUGGAGGGGGGAACAGCUCCCCAUGUUCAUAGGGGUCCUGGGGCAGCAACCCCAACACACAGUAGGCCCUUAAUAAAGGCCCAUGGGCUUGGUUGCAGAGAACCUGUCCUUGCAUGCCUGCAGGCUGAGGUAAAGGUUGGGGUCCAGGGCUGUGAAAGGUUGCCACCUGGGGCCACGUCUGUGGCUGUGGCUGUGCCCUUGGCUCCGGCCAGGGCAGGAGCAAAUGUCUGACUCCUGGAAGGGAGGACAUUGCUGCAAGGCCGUGUCCCUGGGACCUCCCGGCUCUUGCUGUGUGGCCUCACACAUGUUGCUCAACCUCUCUGAGCCUCAGAUGCUCACUGGGACCCAUCUCUGCUGUGAGUACUGACCCAGAGAUUUCAAGGCAUGGAGACAUUUCUGGGUGGGAGGGGCUGCUGCUGCUGCACGAGGCCGCCAGAACCCCUGCGCUGUCCUCCCCCUUCAGCUUGAGGACAGCCCCUCUGUCUCUUUCUUCAAUUACUUAUUUUGUUUGUUGUAAGGGCUUCACACCCAGAGCAAAAAAUUCAAACUGUACAAGAGGGUCCCCAGUGCUGAGCCAGUUCCCCAACCCCGACCGCGGGCCCCUCCCCUCUCUAGGAUGCUCCCAUCACACGCUUGGGGCUCCUUCCGGGGUAACUAACUGUGAGGCCUGGGGGAGCCCCAGGGGACACGGCCCCUGCCUGGCCUUUUUCAUACCUGGGAAAGUCCUUUUGAAAACCCAGCUGGCCCCUGCCCUCGGGCACCAGGGCUCAGGGAGGGCCGGGCCCUGGGUGAGACCUGCCUGCACAGGACGGUGCUUCCAGCCCACACCAGGCGCUGGGUGGUGGAUUAGGCAGGAUUAGAACCCGGGUACUGGAGAGACCCUCCAGGUUGGCACAGCAGCAGGUGGGGUGGGGUCACACUCACCAGAGUCCAGGCCAGGGCACAGGGAGCCCCAGGCAGCCCAGUGUUGCGGGUGGUGACGUCCGGAGGGCAGAGGAGACCAGAGGUCCCCGCACUCAGAGCCCACGACAACCCACACCUUAGCGCCUCCCUGUGGAGGGGUGCUCCGCCCUGGGGCCAAGGCUCAUGGAGGUGAGGUGCCCUGGGCCCCAGUGGUUUGAAUUCUUUGGGUCAACAUGAGAGGAGAGAGAUGGCGGGUGGGUCCCCAUGCCCUGUAACCCAGGGCCUCCUCUCGCCUCCUGAGCCGUCCCUGAGGUCACGCAGCCUUGAGCCUCCAGAAGAGGGACAGGCCCCGGGAGGCGCAGGAGCGCUCCCGACCCAGCACUGUGGGGCAGGUCUCCCCCUCCCGCAGGAUGGAGGGCUGACGGGGGCUCUGCCUCUCCAAGGGUGAGGACAGCAUGGGGGCCACCUGCAGGGGCAGCCCAGGGUCCCUGAGCCGGCCCAACGCAGCGUCUGGACUGGGACCCCCACCCGCUCCACCCCACACCAUUUCAUCGUCAGAAACUGUGGGAAAGCAAGAAAGAGGAAGUGCAGAACCCUCUCCCCACGCCCUAGGAUGGUCCCCAUUUUCCGCCCCCGUUUUCACCCUCAUGGUGACACUUCCUGUGCAAGAAUAAGGAGCAUCCUGCGAGUUACACACCUGGUCACACUCUCUUCAGGAAACCGCUUUUUUUUUUUAAACCUCUAUCUCUCCUUGGUAAGGACGAGACACCCCGUGGUGGCUGAGGUGAUCCUCCGGACAGACCGACGUGUUUUUGUUUUUAAGAUGCCACUUGCCGAGCACCUUCCGUGGGAGAGACACUGUCCUGGUCUGUCUGCAUCUAGAGUAAUAGGUGACGACAAAAGCAGACAUGGCAUAGCGCUCACCACGGGCCGCGCACUCCUCUGCCGCCUCCCUUGCAGUCAUUCAUUCAUUCCUCCCCCCUUGGGGGCAGGGCUGUGCAGAGGAGGAACCCGAGGCAGAGAGAGGUGAAGCAACUUGCCCAAGAUCACACAGUUAGUUAGAACUGGUGAGGCUGCAUUCCAACCCCGGUAGAAAGAGGCCCAGAGAGGUGAAAGAGCUGACCCAGGGUCACACAGAGGGCUCCUGCCCACCCCAAAUCGGGCCCCUGAGUGGGCAUCUCCCGCCCUGGCCCCAGCUCCCAGCCACACCCAGUCCUGGGCUUUCCUCCCCUGAGGACUCUGGCUCGGCCGGACAUCUCUCCGCCAGGGCUGAGGUUGAUGACUGGUCUGGCUCCCUGGGGAUGUCCCCACCCUCCCCACUGGACUCCAGCUGCAGCAGGAAGUCAAGCUAGAUGGGAAGGAGAGUGGGUCUCUAGCAGGUGCUGUGCAGUCCUGGAGUACCCCAGGGGGCCCUUCCUGAGUCAGAAGAGAUGCAGAGUUCUUGCCCAAGCGCCCACAGCUUCAGGGCGCAGAGCUGGGACCCCAUCCAUCCACCCCACAAAAGCUGUGGGGUGUUGGGGCAGCCCGCAGGUGAGCAGUUCGCCUGUGCCCAAUGCUUGGACCACCACCGUGGCCCGCUGCCUGAACGUCAGCACAUGCCCUGGGGGCCCAGGUCUGCCUCACCAGGGACGCUGGCUCCGGGACUCGCCCUGGGCAGACAGCACCCAGAAAAGAACCCCAGCACAGAAGUAAUCGAGUCGGUCUCCCCCAGGGCUGCGAUAGAGCUACCCCCUGUUAGGGAGACCGCCCCCUUUUUACGGAACUGAGUUUCAGGUCCACGAUGGGCCGGUCCCCCAGUUCGCACUGCGGACAAACAGGUCUGCGCCCUCGCGACCCUGGUUCUGUUCCGCCCGCAGGCUACCCCUUCGUGGCACUGUGGUGGUGACCAAGGCGUGCGCGGACCCAUGCGAGCCCUCGAACGCGGACGGGCUAGGCCAAAAGGGCCACAGAGCUGCUGCCGCCAGGAUCCGUGCCCCGCGCGGGGCGCUGCUGGGGGCCGGGCCGGGCCGGGCCGGGCGGGGCCCGGGAGCGA
Molecule: messenger RNA, 5321 nt
Organism: Aethalodelphis obliquidens (Pacific white-sided dolphin)
Lineage: Eukaryota; Metazoa; Chordata; Mammalia; Artiodactyla; Delphinidae
Gene: PSCA
Product: prostate stem cell antigen
Exons: 3
Coding region: 1547-1921 (124 amino acids)
Cellular component (GO): plasma membrane
Source: RefSeq, a predicted model, not a curated record